GGAAGCGUACGCCAAUUUGGGCGCGGCUGACUCGAGUGUUUCUGUUGUCUCAAACGGCGUAAGCUGCAGGAGCCUUAGCUAUGCCGUCGCAGGGCCGCUGUUGGGAGACCCUGGAGGCGCUGCGCCGUUCCGACAAAGGUCGCCUCUGCUACGACCGCGACUGGCCUCUGCGGGGCGAGGAUAUUUUAGAAGAAAGUACGCGUCCUCCCAAGCUAUCUCCUUACUGUGGAUGGGUGAUAGAUCAUGUCUUAGCCCAUCAUCAAGAGAGCCCACUUCCCUCGAAAACUUCUGCUUCAGACCUAGACCAGCCUUCAUUUGUUCCCACAUCUCCUGUCAGAAGCCCCGCCUUCCCACCAGCCUCCUCAGCACCAAAUGGAGCCAAGAGCAAACGUGAGUCCCAGCACACAGAAUCCAAGGCACUUCCGUCCCCCCGGGGGGUCACAGUGGAAGGCUGCAUCCGGAUGUAUGAGCUGGUGCACAGAACGAAAGCAUUGGAGAGGCUGAGGUGCCGGCAGGAGGAGCAGGAGAAGACGGUGCGAGUGUUCGCUGACAUGGCUUCUGAACAACUGAAGCGGUAUGAUGAGCGGAGGGAGCUGAAGCAUCAUAAAGAACUCCAGGACCUACGGGAAAUGAUGGAGAAGAGCUCCAGAGAAGCCCUGGGCCACCAAGAGAAGCUAAAAGCUGAGCAUCGUCACAGAGCAAAGAUUCUCAACCUGAAGCUGCGGGAGGCAGAGCAACAGCGCCUGAAGCAAGCGGAACAGGAGCGGCUGCGGAAGGAAGAAGGGCAGACCCGCCUGCGGAGACUCUAUGCCCUGCAGGAGGAGGUGCUGCACCUCAGCCAGCAGCUGGACGCCUCGGAGCAGCAGCACAGAGGCCUGAAGGCUGACCUUUCUGCCUUCCGCACCCGCGGCAACCAGCUGUGUGGCCUCAUCUCGGGGAUCAUCCGGGCCGCGUGUGAGAACGGCCUUCCCACGGCAGAGGACCAGGCUGUGGCCGAGAGGGCUCUGCAGGAAAUGCGGGACCUCCUUAGGAACUCGGAGCAGGAGAUCACCAGGGCCUGUGAGGACAAGAGGAGGCAGGAGGCGGAGGAGGCCCGGGUAAAGCAGCAGGAGUCCCAGGGGAAGCGGGGGCCUGAGGUCCACAAAGAGUCCCCGGCUCCCAGCCAGGGCCUAGGAAGGAAACAGAAUGAAGAUCUCCAGUUCAAGGCUCAAGACAGCACAAUGCAGUGGUACCAGCAGCUACAGGACGUUGCCAGUCAGUGUGCGUUGGCCUUUGAGGGACUGACCAGCAGCAAAGACAGUCAGGUCAGAAAGAUAAAGAUGGACCUCCAGAAGGCUGCCACCAUCCCAGUGAGCCAAAUCUCCACCCUAUCAGGCUCAAAGGUGAAGGAGGUAUUUGACAAGAUCCACAACCUACUCUCUGGAAAGUCUGUUCAGUCUGGUGGGCGUGCUGUGUGUGUCUCACUUCACCCACAGGGCCUGGACUUUGUCCAGUACAAACUGGCAGAGAAAUUUGUGAAACAAGGAGAUGAGGAAGUGGCCUCGCACCGUGAGGCAGCAUUUCCCAUCGCAGUGGUGGUGUCCGGGAUCUGGGGACUCUUCCCUAGAGUGGGGGCCCUCUUUCUGGCUCAUCUGCACAAGAAUUGCCCUUACUCGGUUCCUUUCUACCCAGCCUUCAAGGAGGGCAUGGCUUUGGAAAACUAUCAGAGGAUGCUUGGCUACCGAGUGGAGGACUCCAAGGUGGAACCGCAGAACAGAUUUCUGAAACGCAUGUCUGGGAUGAUCCGUCUGUAUGCUGCCGUCAUCCAGCUCCGGGGGCCGUAUGAGAGCCAACAGGAGGCUCAUCCUCAUGGCUUAAAUCAUGGCUGGCAUUGGUUGGCACAGAUCUUAAACAUGGAGCCACUGUCGGACGUGACAGCCACCCUCCUCCUUGACUUUCUGGAGGUAUGUGGGAAUGCCCUCGUGAAGCAAUACCAGAUCCAGUUCUGGAAAAUGAUGCUUCUCAUCAAGGAAGACUAUUUACCCCGGAUCGAAGCCAUCACAAGCUCAGAUCAGAUGGGUUCCUUCACACGCCUCAAACGGUUCGUGGAGGAAUGUUGGCAGCGCAAGGAGAUUCCUGUGCCCAAGGGCUUUCUGCCCCCAUCCUUCUGGCGUUCCUGAUGUCUGUCAUCUUCCAUCACCCCCAUUUUGUUGUGGAAGAACAGUAAUAAAGCAGCUCAAGACAACUGUAUUUGGAAGAAGGCAUGUCAGAUGUAGAAAUCUACCAAUACCCAUUUUUAUAUAUUUGUGUCUUGUGACCAGGAAUGAAGAUUUUCAUGGGUCACAAAACCUAGGUGGCCCCUUAGUAGAUUUGAUGACUCCCUAAGGGGUCCAUAUGCUGAGCGAUGGACUCAAAAGGUACACUUUUACAGUGACUGCAAUGGGGUAUGUGGGGGGGACUUGUUAAUAGGGGGAGUCUGGAACCAUAAUGUUCAAAUAAUUGUAUAUUAACAAUACCAAAAUUUAAAAAAUAAUAAAAAUAAUCUUAAAAAACAGUCCACUUUAAUUGUCUUGGUUAGUAGCCAAGGCCCAGUCCUUACCUGCAAGUCUAGGUUAUAGUGGCUUUUGCUUUUCUCAGCUUGUGACAUAAUUGUAAAUUCAGAGGACAUGCCUGAUGUCAACAAGGAUGAAGUCCCAGACAGCAGCAGAGGUAGUUUAGUGUCUGGGAUCAGGGCUGUUAGCACAUGUAUUUUGAACCGAAAAACACUGUUUGUUCUUUAAAUUUGGAAUCUGGUCUGUGGAGCACUAGGGAUGCAAAAACCAGGCAGGUGCCUUUGUGUUUUUCAGUUUGGGUUAGAUUGGGCUGAGAUGGGGCCUGGUACGCUGUGCAUGGGCUGAGCACCUGUAAGCAGUGGACGCAGGGUUAAACAUGUUAGGGAAGAACCGAGGACUGCUUUCUCAAUUUUUAUGUGUUCUGCAUAAUGAAUGAUGAUAGAGCUUGGUUCUUCAGAUAAGAGUGGGAUUUGUUCUGUGGAAAGACUCAUUCUCCUUCAUACUGCAGAGGCAGCAGCCAUGGAUCUGUUCCUCUGUGCUAAAUGUCGUGGGAGGGAUGUGUUUUAGGGGUAUUCCCUGCUAUUCUUGAGUGGCUUGAAGUGUAUUCCAUGAAUUAUUGACUAUGGUGCCAAAAAAUGAGUAAUAAAGCUUGAUUUUUAAAAAGCCAUUGCUCAAAAAUGAACAAGUGGGACUAUAUCAAGCUGAAAAGCUUCUGUACAGCAAAGGACACCAUCAGUAGAACAAAAAGGUAUCCUACAAUAUGGGAGAAUAUAUUCAUAAAUGACAGAUCCGAUAAAGGGUUGACAUCCAAAAUAUAUAAAGAGCUCACGCACCUCAACCAACAAAAAGCAAAUAAUCCAAUUUAAAAAUGGGCAGAGGAGCUGAACAGACAGUUCUCCAAAGAAGAAGUUCAGAUGGCCAGUAGACACAUGAAAAGAUGCACCACAUCGCUUGUCAUCAGAGAAAUGCAAAUUAAAACCACAAUGAGAUAUCACUGCACACCAGUAAGGAUGGCCGCCAUCCAAAAGACAAACAACAAAUGUUGACAAGGUUGUGGAGAAAGGGGAACCCUCCUACACUGUUGGUGGGAAUGCAAAUUAGUUCAACCAUUGUGGAAAGCAGUAUGGAGGUUCCUCAAAAAGCUCGAAAUAGAAACACCAUUUGACCCAGGAAUUCCACUUCUAGGAAUUUACCCUAAGAAUGCAGCACUCCAGUUUGAAAAGGACAGGUGCACCCCUAUGUUUAUCGCAGCACUAUUUACAAUAGCCAAGAAAUGGAAGCAACCUAAAUGUCCAUCAUUAGAUGAGUGUAUAAAGAAGAGGUGGUACAUAUACACAAUGGAAUAUUAUUCAGCCGUAAGAAAAAAACAGAUCCUACCAUUCGCAACAACAUGGAUGGAGCUAGAGGGCAUUAUGCUCAGUGAAAUAAGCCAGGCGGAGAAAGACAAGUACCAAAUGAUUUCACUCAUCUGUGGAGUAUAAGAACAAAGGAAAACUGAAGGAACAAAACAGCAGCAGAAUCACAGAACCCAAGAAUGGACUAACAGUUACCAAAGGGAAAGGGACUGGGCAGGAUGGGUGGGA
Messenger RNA from Manis pentadactyla (Chinese pangolin), 4114 nucleotides. RefSeq names its product GLE1 RNA export mediator (gene GLE1). The record is from RefSeq and is a predicted model, not a curated record. The transcript has 16 exons. Gene Ontology annotation, biological process: poly(A)+ mRNA export from nucleus; regulation of translational initiation; regulation of translational termination. Lineage: Eukaryota; Metazoa; Chordata; Mammalia; Pholidota; Manidae. Gene Ontology annotation, cellular component: nuclear pore cytoplasmic filaments; cytoplasm; nuclear pore. The coding region runs from base 81 to 2159 and encodes 692 amino acids. Gene Ontology annotation, molecular function: translation initiation factor binding; phospholipid binding; inositol hexakisphosphate binding.